Molecule: messenger RNA, 1062 nt
Organism: Ostreococcus lucimarinus CCE9901
Lineage: Eukaryota; Viridiplantae; Chlorophyta; Mamiellophyceae; Mamiellales; Bathycoccaceae
Exons: 1
Coding region: 1-1062 (353 amino acids)
Source: RefSeq, a predicted model, not a curated record
AUGACGGUGAUUCAGAGGAAUAAGUUUCGGGAGGAGACGAGGUUCGCGCUGGGGGAGCUGCGGGACGUGGCGCGCGUCGCGGUGGUGUACGGCGACGCGGCGAAAGUGGAGCGAGAUUUGAUGGCGGCGACGCCGUAUCGACGGCGGUUGGAACAGAGUCGGAUUUUAGUCGUGCCCGUGGUCGAGCGCGAGAGCGCGGCGGCGACGUCGGCCGUCGCGGACGUCGGACCGGGACGGUGGGAGCUUUUGAAGGACGUCGUUAAGGCGUUUCCGGGCGCCGGCGCGGGAAGAUGGCUCGCGUGGCCGACGCGAAACGACGAUUGGAGCGGGUAUUUCCGGCGACUGAUGGGUGACGCGGCGGCGUCGGGCGGGUACUUGACCAUUUCCACGAGCGGCAUGAUUCGCGGCUCUGGCGUGGGCGCGCCGAAUUGGGAUGUUUUGUUGAGCACGUUUCCUCGGAACCGGCCGGGGAACAAACAAGAUGAAGAGGCGGAGAAAGCGUGGAAACGCGCGACAUUAGAUUCGUCCGAGGCGCUCACGUCGAAGGAGGAAGGCACUCGAAUCGCCUCGGGCGGUGGGCGCGGCGCGAUUUCGCAAGCGCUUCCACGCGACGUGCCCGAAUUGAGCGAAAUCGUCGCCAUACACGAAGGCUUUUAUCGCGCCCUGGGCGAGGGCGACGAAGAAGCGAUGGCGGCUAUUUGGUCAAAGAGUAAGACGCGACAGAGCGCGCUGGCGCCGCUUGUCGAUAAGGGUGCGCGUCUCGAUGGAUGGGACGUUGUUUUGCGACCAGAUCGCCGACCGCAGGGUAUCAUAGUGAGCGACCUCGACGUGACGAUCGAAAAGGGCCUCGCAACGCUCACUGGAUUAGAAACCGUCGCCAAUGGCGCGACUCUACUCUGCACGCAGACUUUCGAACGCGAUGACACCGAUGGUGCAUGGAUAAUGACUGGUCACACGACGAUUCCGUAUGGCGCCGACGUCGUGGCGAAGGUCGUGUUGCGAUGCGACGCGAGCGGCUGCAUCGCUUUGCCGGCGAAGUCUGUCGCGUCGAGCGUGCGUUGA